AUGAGAUUUCAAUAUCUUGUUAUUUUCCUCCUUGUUUUGUUGGCCUCUGCGGCCAGAAAUCAAGCAAAACCAGGUGGUUAUAGCCCCAUCAAGAACCUCAAUGAUCCACACGUGAUUGAAAUCGCCAACUUUGCCGUGACCGAGUAUGGCAAGCAACAAAGAUUUUAUUCAAAGUUGGACAAGAUCAUCAAGGGUGAAUCACAAGCUGUUGAUGGGACCAACUACCGUUUCAUCCUUUAUGUCAUCAUUGGAUCUGAGUCCUACCCUUACAAGGCCUUUGUGCAUGAGAAUGCAUCGAAGAGCUUCAAGAAACUCAUUUCCUUUGUAUCUAUUGAUUAA
Messenger RNA from Medicago truncatula (barrel medic), 339 nucleotides. RefSeq names its product cysteine proteinase inhibitor 5. Lineage: Eukaryota; Viridiplantae; Streptophyta; Magnoliopsida; Fabales; Fabaceae. Gene Ontology annotation, molecular function: cysteine-type endopeptidase inhibitor activity. The coding region runs from base 1 to 339 and encodes 112 amino acids. The record is from RefSeq and is a predicted model, not a curated record. The transcript has a single exon.